Ostrinia furnacalis (Asian corn borer) is the source of this 3209-nucleotide messenger RNA. Its product is annotated as p21-activated protein kinase-interacting protein 1-like. Gene Ontology annotation, molecular function: protein binding. The record is from RefSeq and is a predicted model, not a curated record. Lineage: Eukaryota; Metazoa; Arthropoda; Insecta; Lepidoptera; Crambidae. The coding region runs from base 92 to 1249 and encodes 385 amino acids. The transcript is spliced from 3 exons.
UGUUGUGCAGUGUUGUGGCCGCGCGUGGGGUAUUUUAAAACAUAAAUGAUCAAUACAUUAUCUCGCUAACAAACAAAAUCAAACAGCCACAAUGGACGAGUUAAUUGUGGGCACUUAUGAAGGAUUUUUGCUUGGAUAUGCAUUGAAAUCCGAAAAUGAAGAAAAGAAAUUUAAGCAAACUUUCGCCACCCAUUCGCAUACUGCUUCAGUUCGAUGUGUUUCGGUUGCUGGUCGGUUCCUGGCGUCAGGUGGCACUGAUGAUAAAAUUGUCGUGAUAGACCUGAAGACUCGAAAAGAACAUACAGUACUGAUGAACCACGAUGGAACUGUCAAUGCGGUUGCUUUCACACACGGCGCCACACACCUCGUAAGUGGAAGCGAUGACGGCAGUAUCAUAGUCACAAGAACAGGAAACUGGCAAAUUGAGAAAAUUUGGAAAAAAGCACAUGGAGGUCAACCAGUCACAGCAAUUGCAGUUCAUCCUUCAGACAAAUUAGCUUUAAGUAUUGGUGGUGACAAAACUCUCAGGACAUGGAAUUUGAUCAAAGGGCGUCCAGCAUUUGCUAUUAAUCUUUCUAGCAAAGGAAUUGUAAUGCCUACAGAAAUUAAAUUUUCACCUGGAGGCGACAGGUUUUCUUUAGUUCAUCAGCAAUGUGUUGAUCUUUGGACUUUAAGCAAAGCAGGAGUGGAGAAGCAUAUCAGUUGCAGUUCAAAACCAACAUCAGUGCAGUGGGUUACAGAUGACAGAUUAUUUGUUGGUUUAGAAAAUGGCAACAUAAUAUCCUUGACAGUAUCCGACACAAAGGCUGUAACUUUUCAAGCUCAUAAGCAGAGAGUAAAGAGCUUACAUUAUGAAAAUAACACUUUGUACUCGGCAUCAAGUUCUGGAGAACUGAAAGUGUGGUUUGAUAAUGAAUCAAACUUAUUAGAAAUUUGUUCAAAUAAUGCAGGAUGCAGGGUUACUUGUGUAACAUUAAAUGAGCAAAGCCAUUUAAUAAAAAAAGAAGACCAAUCAGAUGAUGAGGACGAAAUUAAAAAACAAGAUAACAUUGAUGAAAGUGUUAAAUCCAAUUCAGACUCUGAGGCUGAAAGUGUAACCAUUAAACAAAGCAAAAGAAAACCAGGAGCUUUUGUGAGAAUAUCAUACGAUGAUGAAACAGAAAACACCAAAUCAGAUGAACCACCAUCAAAGAUAUUUAAAAAGAGAAAACGUAAUAAGAAAAAUAAAACAAAAAAAAUAGGUAAUUAAAUAAUGAGAUAAAAUAACUUCCAAGUGUACAUAAAUGCGCUAGUUGUGAUGUAAAGAAGAUGAGAUGUUAAAGUGUAUCUUCUAAGUUCUAAAGGAUUAUUUUUUAUUUAUUUAAAUAACGUUUUGAGAAUAGAUACUUAUGAUGUUUACAGACUACAGGAAAUCAUUGUUUUCACAAGUUAACCCAGAAUGCCUAUGUAAUUCACAAUAGUCACAAAGUAGACAGGAAUAGAAAUCAAAUCAAAUUACACAAUAUCAAAAUAAAAUUGAUUGCCUAACAGUUAAAGAGCAAAGUUACUCUCCUGUCUUUAUUCUUUCACCAAUUCAUUACAGCACAUUUUUUUAAAUGUAAAUUGUUUUACUUUGUUACCUGUUGGAUAAAUAUUAUCUCCCAAAAGAAAACCAGGAAUUCUUUUAAUAAUGGUCACAAGUUAUUUUAAGAGAAGAGCAUCAGAACACAUUAAUCAUCAUUAGCAUGUUUUUUAAAACGUCAUCAUCAUCUGAUAGCCUGCACUUGCAUCAAGUUACACACAUAAAAAAAAGAAAACUCAAUUUUACACUGCAGAUUAUAUUUUCAUCACCAUCUCAUAAUAUUAUACAUGUUGUUCACACUGAAUAAUAACAGUAAAAAACAAUAUGAUGUAGACUUUGGUUUGUUUAUUAAAUUAUAAAUAAAAAAUCUUUCUCCUGAACACACACCCAAAUACAUAAAAUAAGUAAAAAGUCAUAAUAAAUUAAUUUGGUCCCAAAUUAAAUAUAAAAAUAAUUUAAGGGAAAUGUAAAUUAAAAAUCAACAAUAUUAAACAAAGUACUGUUAAAUUUUGGCAAUGGUUAAUGGGCUCUACUUAUAUUAAUAUUAAUCUUAAAUGAAAUAAAUACACUAAAUGUACAGGGUACAUCCAGUCAUGCAGCAGUCCAAGCACGCCCGUAGCCCCACUCAGUCCACGCUCGAGACUAUGUACAUGACGGCCGCUAAAGAACCAAACACACACGGACAACAACACUGAUAAAUCAUAUUUAUGUCACUUAAUGAAACUAUAAAGUUCUCUAAAUCAUAAAAACCCCACACUGAAACAACUAUCAAGAGUGUUGGAAUGUAUAAUAAAUCAUGAAGAUUGCAUUUCAUUACAAGGACUGAUAACGAUUUGUUGCUCUACAAAUACUGAAUGCAGAUGACAGGAUGGAUGCUAGUAUCCUUACAUGAAAUGAGAUCACGUGCUUGAUGAAAUGAUACUUGACUAUUUUUAAUGACAAACUUUAUAUGCUAAGGUUGGCAACAAGCGACAAGUUACCGUAUUUCUAAGUACCUUUUGUGCAAUCAUUUUGAAAAUAAAUGCCAAAGUAACCAUAAUCAAUUUGCAUUGCUUUCUGAUUACGAAAUAUAAAUAAAUUACAUAGUGUUAAUACAUAGAUUUGACAUAGUAAUACAUAGUUACAUGAAAGUUACUUUCUAAUAAAUCUUAAUAUUAUACGAAAAUUUCUAAGAAAAUGUCGAGUUACUUCAUGACUUUCAAACUGUUUACAAUUCAUCUUAUGACUAGAUUGAGCCAGUAAUUUUCUACAGUCCAUCAAUUCACACCGAAUGUUAAGAAAACCUGACACAAUUAAUACAAAAGGUAGGAACGUCGAAUAAAUUUAUCGUUUCAAACGCAACACCUGUCAAAAGAUUAAAUACGGCAUAUAGGGUAGAUUACUGCAGACAGUCUAAAUAAAUAUGUAUUUCUACUAAACCUGUUCCUUACACGCUUACACCUAAUUUUCGAUUAAUAAUAUUCGUUUCUUCGUUCGAAGCAGCACUAACGUCUCUAAACUCUAAGCUAUAGGUCAGAUGGCACUCUGUACGCUAUCGGCGCAGCCGCGGCCGCCGCCCACGCCGCGCUCGCGCUGCUGUCGCCGCCAGUCGUUGACGGAACCUCUUAGGACCCAACUACAUUUUCUAUAAACGGUCGUCGUGCUAUCU